Molecule: messenger RNA, 7744 nt
Organism: Strongylocentrotus purpuratus (purple sea urchin)
Lineage: Eukaryota; Metazoa; Echinodermata; Echinoidea; Camarodonta; Strongylocentrotidae
Product: kinesin-like protein KIF24
Exons: 14
Coding region: 451-4710 (1419 amino acids)
Biological process (GO): microtubule-based movement
Molecular function (GO): microtubule binding; ATP binding; microtubule motor activity
Source: RefSeq, a predicted model, not a curated record
UCAAAUAUCGAAAAUUAGCGGAAGAUUUUCAAUGAAAGAAGUGGAUGCACAGUCAUAUUAUCUCACAAGUUGUACUUGUAGCACAAUUUCUGCAAUCAAUUCUGGCACGAAAAGAGGCAUCUGAUCUAGGACUCCAGAGGACACCCACUUUUUCUACAGUCUCUUUAUACUUGAUUAGAUUUGAGCAUAAUCACACAAGUCCUUAAGAUGUGAAUGGAUGACUACCCAAGCCCGACUAGGAGGUGAAGAAAAAAAAGCAUUGUUAACUUGCAAGUGGAUGAGGGUUAUUGCAAGGCUACUGGUGGAUGUCAUCGACUCGCUAUAGAAUGAGCGACUAUCUUAUUGGUGUAAGCUUCAUCAUAACCACUUGUUGAUGCCUCUCAGAUAUACAUGAAUGUACUGCAUGUUGUGGCAUGACUGUGACUGACUUGGAUCUGUAGCCCUGCGGCCAUGGCUAGUGGGGGAUCUUUGUUUGAGAUGUGCCUCAAGGAGGCUCAGUUGGACCACUAUUCUUCAUCUUUCCAGGGUGGGGGCAUUGGUGAUCUUGAGACGUUAGCAACCCUGUCCAUGCAGGAGUACAACAGCUAUGGUGUGACGUCAUCCCAGGACAAGAAACAGCUAUUUAGGUUAAUCCACACACUGCGUAACCUAGACCUCAACAAGGUGUCUGAUCUGAAUGGACCGGACCAACAGGUUACAUCCAUUGAAAGCAGCACACCCUACACCAUGUCUCACAAAGAGAAAUCAAGUCACCAUGGAAAUAAAAAGGCUGUUAAGAAUCACCAUAACAACAUGGCUUCACUGUCUGGUAGGAAUGCUGAAAUGGUACAAUCCGGCGAGAAGCUGAAUAAUAUUCAUAACGAUCAUCACAUAACAAAACUAGGUGAUAUGCCAAGAAAUAGUGUGCUAAAUAGAACUUUUGAUAAAGAUGAUGAAUCAGAUAGAGACAUCAAUGAUCGUUCUGUUACCAUGGAAACCAUUUACAAUGAACCUGAGAAAAACCUUAAUAAUGGUGUUAAUGAUAGCCAAGUCCUGGUGUUGGAGCACAGCAAUUCUGGGUAUAAUUAUGGGGUACCUUCAGCCUCACCUACCACCCAAUACAAACUGAAAUCAGGAAUGAAGUCGGCGACUGUUUCUACACCCCACUCAAGGAAUGGUGUUACUGCGGAUGAGAAGAUCAAAGUUUGUGUGCGGAAGAGACCAAUGAACCAGAAGGAAUGGAGGGCUGGAGAAGGAGACGCUGUGUCAAUAGAGGGUAGCAACACAGCGCUGGUAAAGGAGAGGAAACUCACUGUGGAUCUUACAAAGAUUGUCCAAGUGCACAAGUAUCACUUUGAUGAAGUUUUCCAUGAAACAUGCAGCAAUGAAGAAGUCUAUGAGAGGACAGCCAAGCCUCUUGUACAGAUCAUUUUCAACAGGGGUAAGGCCACUUGCUUUGCCUAUGGGCAGACUGGGGCAGGGAAAACUCACACCUUACUUGGAGGUCAAGGGGGAAAGGUCAAAGGUCUUUAUCUACUUGCGGCUGAAGACAUCUUCACCAUCAUCAGGUCAUCUGCAGAUGGCCAUGGUCUGGCAGUGUAUGUGAGCUACUUUGAGAUCUACUGUGGGCAGCUGUGUGAUCUACUCAAUAACAGAGAAAGAUUACAUGCAAGAGAGAAUGCUCAUCAUAAAGUGUGUAUCUCAGGCUUGAAUGAGAUCAAAGUUAGUGGACCUCAGGCUCUCAUGCAGAUUGUUGAGACUGGUAACAGAUUGCGAGUAGUUGGUGCAUCAGGAGUUAAUGCAGAUUCAUCCAGAUCACAUGCUAUACUUCAGAUCCAACUCAAAGAUAAAGCAGGCAACCAGAUUGGCAAAUUUUCAUUUGUUGACCUAGCAGGGAGUGAGCGAGCAUGUGAUAUGAAUGAUCCUGAUAAGGUCACUAGACAAGAAGGAGCAGAAAUCAAUACCAGUCUACUUGCACUCAAGGAGUGCAUACGAGCUCUUGAUCAGGAGAAACGCCACACCCCAUUCAGACAGAGUAAGCUGACCCAGGUGCUUAGAGAUUCCUUCCUGGGUCAAUCUCGGACCUGUAUGAUUGCCUGUGUGGCCCCUAAUGCUAGCGCAGUGGACCACACUCUCAAUACACUCAGAUAUGCAGAUAGAGUGAAAGAGCUGAAACAAGAAGGAGGACUUGGAAACAGUCCUGCUGCUGAUUCUUCAAUCACCAUAGCAACCAAGCAUCCUCCAACACCAUCUAACUUCAGUCCUGGUAGCACAUCAACUCCACAAAAGACCAAGAGAUCCAAGCAAGAGAAAUCUUCUGCUCUUAAAGGUUCCCCAAAGAAGAAAGGUGAUUUGAGCCAAAGAAAGAAUAGCACUGUAACGCCCAGCAAGAGCACUGGUAAGAGCAGAAUGGAAACGAGACGAAAGAGUGCCCCCGAUACCUCUCCAACCAAGACUCCUACCCAUGCUGAAUCCAGUAGCAAGUUUGCUGGGAAAAAAUCUGCAUCGCAACAUAAUCUUCAGAAAAGUUUGAUGAUGAGUGGGCAGAGCAAAGCAGAGAAGAGGAACAGAGGUGAUGUGGCGGUGGUGCAGAAGCUGAAGUAUGAGCAGGUCUCAAAUGCCUCUGGGAGCAAGUCAGUGGAGAAAAGGAUAGUGAUUCAGUCAGGGGUGAAGGUGAGAGAAAACAGAACCCUAGAGGAGAGGAAGAUAAGGGCCAGUGCAAACAGGAGCAGAUAUGAGGAUAUGAACCUGUCUCUAGGCAACGAGACCCCUUCCAAGAGAACUCCAGAGGUGAGAGCAAGAAUGAAAAAGGCUUUCCUGAAUAGCAGUCUCCCUGUCUGGGAUUUAAACCAGCAAGAAACUGAGGUACCUUCACCUUCCAAACUUACUCCUACUCCUCAGAAACUUGAAUUUGAGAACCCAAGGUAUGUAGAGAGUCCCUCCAAAGAGAAACCAAAGAAUGACGAUCAGAGGACAUGGGCCCAGAAAGUUGCUGAUGAGGGCAAAGUCAAUAUUCCAUACAGAUUUGAUGUACCCAAUCCUAGGUAUAGUUUGCAACAAGGGAGCCCAGAAGACAUCGAAAGUGGGUACCUUCCCGAUAUGGAUUCUGAGAUCGAAACACCUAGGAAUCAUUCUGGACAUCAAAGUAAUGGUGAUAUUACAAGCAAUGGCCAAGAGCAAGAUUAUAGAUCUGACAAGAAGUCUUCUAUUGGAGACUGCAUUGUAUAUGAUAGCCAGAAUGAAACUACAUCUAGUUUGCAGCUAGAGGAAGUCCAAGAAGUCAGAGUUAGUUCAAAGAGCAAUGCUUAUUCUGAAGAGAAUGGGAGGAGGACUAGAACACCGAGCUCUGAAUCUCGUCCAUCGAGUAGGUCAGAUGACACAGUUGAGCUUCUUGCAGAGAUAGAGAGAUCACUUCAACGGUCUCCUGUACCUGUAACUCCCAAACCAGGGUCAGAGCCUUGGAUGAGAGUCAUAUCAGAAGAUAAAUUCCAUGGAAGUGAGGUCUUUCCAGCUGAAUCACCGAGGAGACAAACAGCGGACGGGUCUUCUAUCAGUGCUAGGAAAGAACUUUUUGGUGCGGGAAAUGGAGAACCAGAAGGAUUGAGUGAGGAAUCCCCUAUGAAGAGGAAGGUGAAGCAAACACAGGAUGUGAGGUGUAGUGUUGAUGCCACUGGUGCCAGGGUUGGAAGCGGUGUGACAGAUAGUUCAGAUAAUCAGAGAUCAUUUCAUGUGUUCAAGGAAAAAUUACAUCAUUCAGGCUUCUCUCAAAGAGAGCUACUUAGAGAUGCAUUGUCUCCUCAGAUUCUCCAGGAGACCCGGUCAGAGAAUUUACAAAUGCACAACAGAAGCAAGAGUAAUGUGAAAGAUGUCAGAGUGCAGUCUUUACAAACUGGAUAUCCACAGACAAGAUCAGCAUGGGCAGAGGGCUCUGUUGAUGGUUCUAGACCAGUUGUCCAGCAAGGGAAACAGAGCUCUUCUCAGGAGCAGUUCUUUUCUGCACUAAGUCACAUUCCAGUCUCUCCAUAUGAUUCCCAGAGUACGAACUAUGCCACCCCAGCAGAGAGCAGACUAGGGCAGCAACCAACAGCAGUAUCAUCAACUCCAAAGGCAUUUAAGCAUGAAUCUUUGGACUCGUCUCUUUUACACCUGUCAUUCUCAACCAUCCAAUCACCCGGGAAAGGUUCCCAAAACCCGUCCUCUGAGACCAACGAGUCUUUCACUCCAGCCCGUGAAGCAGUCAUUGGACAAGAAAACAAAGGAAAUGAGUGUGAGGAGGUUGCACUUCCAGUCUCACCUCGUCUGACCCUCACCAAGUCCAAGAGUGAUGGCAGUCUAAUGACGAUGUCAGUUAAUAGGCAGAGCUGUAACGGUAAGCCAGAUGGUACCAGCCCUACACUUAAACCUCCUCAGAGACCAGAAUACCAGAGACAAAACUCUGCUGCUGAACGAGCAAGCACUUGUAAUCUUUCCAGUCAUUCUUCUACUGCUCACCCUAACAAUCACAACAGCACCAGGGAUCUGUUACUGGCAGCACAUGCAGAGCAACUUGAGGAAACUCUGAGGUUAUGUGAGACAGGUUGGAGUCUUAUUGCACAGCUUAGAAGUAACCAAAUGGAUGUACAGUCGUACAUGUCUGAGGCAGGAGAUCUACUAGACAGUCAUGUUUGGUGUCUGGAUACAUUCAGAGAUCAGUUGAACUCAUUCUCAAGGUGCUCUACACCGAACAAGUAGACUGGGGUGUGGCUUCAAUAUUGAUAUGAAUGCAACCAAUCUAGUUGAUUGAUUGAAUGUCUAAAUAUAAGAUACAAUAUAUAACCCGAAUUGAUCAACCCGUACAAAAGUACUACACAUGACAGUUUAAUAAUUAAAGGGUUAAUACUUGCAAGUAGGAAUAAAGUGAAAAAAAUAUUGUAUGGCAAAUUUAACGAGGAUUGAUAUUCCCCUAAUAUGUAUCAACAAUUUUUUUUAUAAAUAAGUAGUACUUUUGCUUCCAUGCAUGUAAUCUUGCUUUCUUCUCCUAGUGCCACUAAACAGUAUUCUCUCAGUCUUUCUCAUUGAAACACACAAGAAGUGCAAGUGAACACAACCGUGUAUAUGCAUCUUUUUUAUAUUUAUUUCAAUAAUUGCACAGUCUUGUACAUCAAAUAAAGGCAUAUAAAUUGCUUAUAUUAUAUGUAACAUGUAGCUACAUUGAGUUUGUUUAGAAGUACAUGUUUACAUAUUAUAUUUGAAGUGCCAUAGCUGUGUAAUCACUAUUGCUCAGCACUACAAUAGCUGAUCCUUUGAGUGAAAUACUAAAUUACAGAUUAUGUACAAUGUAAUGGAAGAACUUUCUCAUGAUACACGUGUAGAUUCAAUGACUUCAUUGACUUGUAGCAACACAAUUUCUAUGCAGCUCCUACAGUAAAGCCUCGUUUGCAUAUGCCGUCAUUUACAGGGGGAGUUUGGAAGUGUAAUGUAGUCAAGUGGUCUAAUCAGUCGACUGAGAAUGCAAAGGUCGUGGGUUUGAUUCCUGGCAUGGCACUUGUGUCAUUGAGCAAGGCAUUUUGUCUACUCCUCUCCACCCUGGGGUUUAAUGAGUAUCCAGUAGAAAGCGAAUGUCAGUUUAGUAUGGCAUAUGUUGACGAACUUAUACGUUCGAGAAUAAAUCUUUGUUUUGUUUGGAGAGUAGAUAGCCCUAUUAAAUAUACUCACUGCCUUUUCAAAGUUUUGUAUAUUUGAUACAUGUACAUCAUAUUGCUAGCCUGUUUUUUGUCCAUGAAGCCUACAGCACACUUGACAAUCAGUCAUAAUAAAAUCUAAAUCUGCUCAGAAAGGUAGUGAUGACAGACCAGUGGUGCAAAUGUUUACGAUUUGAAGCUGAUUGUGCUUUUAUUCUGACUAGAAAUGCACUAAAACUCUGGUAGUUAGUAUAUUAUAUCAUUUAUAACCUACUUGUAAAUCAGGGUUAUGAUGUUAGUUCAGAUUUCUAAUAUAAUUUCCAUUUCUUCAAAAAAUGGAUUACAUGAGGAUCGUAUAAUGUGAUGUGAAUGCUGACACACUGCCUAUCUUUUUCUAUAUUAUGUUGAAUUCAGGUAACUGAUGUGCUUUCACUCUGAAUCGCCAUUGUCUCUCAAUUGUAUCACAGCUUCAGUCUUUCUUUACAUAUCACUUAAUGAAUAUGAAUAAAUAUUAUAAAUAAUAUUUUGCACAGAAUGCAUUCGUUCAUACUGAAUUUAGUAACACGUGAGGCUGUGAUACAUGCAUACAUACUUAGGUUUGUCUAAUGUUGGGGUUCCACAUUCAGUGUGAACAGCCUGUAGACAAUCACUUGAUGAUAACACUUCAUAUUUAUUACUAUUAUAGAAAUAAAUCAGUUUUCUUUAGUUAAAUGAUAAAUUAUUUUAAAUAAAAUCACUCUAAAAAUUCAUGCCCAAUCUGAGCCUGAAGAAAUAAACUACAUGUAGGCUAUAUACUGUAGUUACAUUUCCAUAAUAUCAAUCCAAUGUUUUGUCAUUGACUAUGUACUGAAGAAGUCAAACAAACAAGAAAUAAUGUGCCAACUUGACAUGAACUGAUAUGGGCAUGCACUGACACAUAGUACAUAUCACACAUUCUCCCAAGUCAUUACAUGUACUUGUAGUAAUGAAAUUGUCACUUGUUUUGAAGAGUAGACCUGGAUUUUAUGUGAAGUCCAUAUGAUCCUUAAAUAUAUGAUACACUUUGAGGAGCUCAUCUGACUAAGGGUUGAAAACUAAAGAGUGCUUGCCAUUUGAUGUGUUAUUGAUUUUGUACGAUUUAUAUAUAUAUAUAUAUGUUCUUGCCAUUUGUGAAUAUUUAUUUUAGAUGGUUGAGUAUGAUCUGUAUAUUUUGUUUGUGGUAAUGUUUAAUAGGAAAGUUUCCAUAGUGUGAUUGUGUUAUGUACAGUAUGCAGCUUUAUGACCCAAGUGCAAAUCUUUGUUAGUUAUACAGUGAAGAAUAAACAUGUGAUAAUGGAAUGACUUGGUAAAUAAUAUUUUCUGAAAAUUAACUUCCAAAUAUGCAAAAGAUUUCUUUAAGCUGAAAUCAUUUUCAAUAGAUGCAAAAUAAAAGUCAGAUAGAUAAUAAAUCUGUGAAUUCAUUAGCAGAAAAAUGCAAAAUUACAGUACCUGUAUGCAUAAAAGUUAGAGGAAUUAAAAAAGAAAAUUGAUCUUAAAACCAAGCUGAAAUUAACAUUUUUUACAUCCGAAAGUCUCAGGCAUGAAAAUGUUUUACAAUUCAUUGAUAAAUCUCAUUAGAUACAUUUAUAUGAUAUACAUGUUUUGUUUUCAUGGUACAUUCCAAAUGACUUUAUAUGAAGUUAUGUUUUUAAUACAUGUGCAAUUAUGUCCAGUAUGUCAGCUUCCAUUGAGUAAUUCAGGAAUGUGAAUGCCAGGGCUCAAUUUCAAGAGUUAUAGUUGAUCCAAGUAACAAGAUUUGUAAUUGAUUUAAUGAUGACCUUUUCAUGAAACUUGAUAGAAAUAACGAGUUACAAAAACUGUUACAAGCUAGUGCAAUCGUUGCAUUUCAUUGGCUGUGAGAAAAUUUGUUAAAGAAAUAUGACACUUGUUAUCGAUAAAAAAAAAAUAUAUGGAAUGGGGCCUAGAUCAAUGAACCACAAUACUUUUAAGGUUGGGCCUUGGUGUAAUGUCAAGCUUCCUUCAAUAUGCAUUUCUCGUUGAUUUUCACUUUUCAAAUGGUCAAUUGUCUACCAACUUGUGAUAUUAUUGACUUGUGAAUAAAAUAAGUGUGCGAUGUUUCAAAAUGA